This is a messenger RNA of Hydra vulgaris (swiftwater hydra), 891 nucleotides long. RefSeq names its product putative nuclease HARBI1. NCBI's taxonomy places the organism in Eukaryota, Metazoa, Cnidaria, Hydrozoa, Anthoathecata, Hydridae. The record is from RefSeq and is a predicted model, not a curated record.
UACAGCUUUAUUUAAUUAAAAAUGGAUAUUCCAAUUAUUCUAGCUACUCAUAGUCAUGAUCAAAUGUGGCGUGAGACUCAGCGUGUUACUUUAGAUGAUUACAAUGAUGUGGAGUGUGUCCAAAAAUUUCGUUUGCCUAAAAAAAACAUUAGAGAUAUUGUCAACACAUUACACAAUGAUAUGUCACCAAUCACAUCCAGAAGCAACUCAAUUUCCUCAGAAGCAAAAGUGCUAAUAUCACUAAGGCUUUUAUCAAGUGGGAGUUUUCAAGGAGUAAUUGGUGACACCUCUCAUGUAAGCCAGCCAAGCUGCAGCCGUAUACUUCACCAAUUUUGCAAGUAUUUUAUCCACCACUAUCGCUACCUUGUCAAAUGGUAUGAAAGUCCAGAAGAAAUGAUGGAAAUAAAGCGAAAGUACUUUCAAUCAUAUGGAGUUAUAGGUCUUCUUGGAGUAAUAGAUGGAACGAUGAUACAAAUUAAAGGAGCCACUGGGGCUGAUGAACCAGCAUAUAUUUGCAGAAAAGGAUAUUCUGCUUUGAACUGUCAAGUUGUGAUUGAUCAUGAUGGGAAGUUUAGAGAUGUCAUUGUACGUAGUAAUGUGGAGCGAUCGAUUGGUCGUUUAAAAAGCCGUUGGAGAUGUUUGCACAAAAGUGGUGGAGCACUUCAGUACACCCCAUCAACUUGCUGCAAAACAUUUUUUACAUGUGUUUUAUUAGAAAACCUUUGCCAUUGCUUAGGAUUGGAAUUUCUAGAUGACAUCAACUUUGAGGAUAACAAGGAAGAUAAUUUACAUGAUAAUCAGACUGAGUUUUCACAAGCCAACCAAAUACGACUUGGUAUUGAACGAAGAACAGAAAUCAAAAAUUAUUUGUUUGCAAAUCGAAGGCAAUGA